AUGACCAACACUAACCGUCGCUCCGUCAACAAAUCCAACAACAGGAGGUCCAACAACCGCCGUUCCCGUCGUUCUCGUCGUCGUUCCGGGUAUGCUUUGGCCAUGUGAAAAGAAGCAUUGCGUUAUGAUGAUAUUCUAUAUCUUCAGAUGGUUCCGUCGUCGUGUGAUUGAGAGCAGCAGUACGUCCGACAGAAGUGCUGAAUCCGCGGCCUCGAAUUCCAAUUCGAUCUCCAGUCUCAGCCAACGAAUCCCUUUCCUGAGAUCGUUGUCUUCGCUGACAGGAGUCUCCACUCCUCCAGCCACUCCUGCCUCUUCCAAUGCUUCCAGUCAAACUGCUAUUCCAGCUCCGGAUUUCGGUCCUCAACCUCCGAAUCCAUUCAAAUGUAAGUGUAGUGAUGAUGAUAUUUGCGGUAUUUUUUACUGGUCAUAUUUUAUGUAUUCUUUUGUUUUUUUUUCAGUGUUGGCUCCAGAUCCGAACAAGUUGGUUUUCGAAUGUCAAUUGGCCCACGGCAGUAAGACGGUGAAGAUCACGAAUGUGAGCGGCCUGAGUGACAUGUACAAGGCCAUUGCGGAUCAAUUCCCUGAUAUUUCUGCGGAGGAUAUCCUUUUCUGCACCGUGAAUACUCACAAAGUAGACAUGGACAGACUUCUCAGCAGCAAUCUCGCCAUGGAUGACUUCAUCUUUGCUCAUGUCAAGGGGCAGAAGAAAGAGGUCACCUUUGUCAAGAAGGCUGGGUAAGGUGAUAAAACCGGAAAGUGUUUUGUCAGAGAUUACUCAAUGUUAUAUCAGAUGUUACGCAAUAAUGUUUUGAUUUUAGUGUGCUCGGCUUGACCGUUACGGACAAUUCGAAUGGCUUGACUUUCAUAAAGAGAAUACUCCCGGACUCUGUUUGUGCCACUGUCCAGCCGGCCAUUGAUAUUGGAGAUCACAUUGAGAAGAUCAAUGGUGAAUCUGUGAUUGGAAAGCGACAUUUCCAGGUCGCCAGAAUCUUGAGAGCCCUUCCAAUUGGAACUCAGUAAGUUUUUUAAUCUUCGAUUAAUCUAAAUUACGUUAGGUUGACUCUCCGUCUGGUGUCGCCCUUCAAAAAUGGAUUCUCUUUCUUGGCCGCACGGUCCGAAGUCCGUCCUCGAGCUUCUCAAGAUGUCGGAGAUGGCUGCCAGACUCUCAGAUUCUUUGCCAAUGGCCAGUCGACUGUUCAGGAAGCCCCGAACAAGGUUCUUUUGGCCAAGAUCAACAAAGUUUUUGAGGAAUAUCUGGGAGUCAACGACGAUGAAUUGGCCUUGAGUAUCUGGGAAUUGGGGCGUGGAUGUGGAGAUUUGAUGGAAAUGGAAGACAAAUUGAGGGCUUCGGAAGACCUGAGUGCCUUCUCUUUCCCCGAUGAGCUCAUCUUUGAUAUGUGGGGAAUCGUCGAUGAUCACAAGAACAACAGGAUCCAGAAAGAGAAGGAAAUGGACGACGGAAAGAGUGCUCAUCCUGACCUUAAGAUCGAAUAA
This is a messenger RNA of Bursaphelenchus xylophilus (pine wood nematode), 1494 nucleotides long. Lineage: Eukaryota; Metazoa; Nematoda; Chromadorea; Rhabditida; Aphelenchoididae. The record is from the annotation of a GenBank genome assembly.